UGAGUGAUGCCGUGAGUGUUUGUGUGCGCCCGCGCGGUUGUGUGCGCGUGUGUAGGCUAUGCACGGGGACACCUCUGUCCUCAUCAUGAGCGAUUUGGGUUCGCGAGAAAGGCUUUUCUAGGACGGAGUCUGCUGUAGUAGCCUAUGCUCGCAACGUGGGAUUUGUGCAAUUGAAUGGUAACUUUGUCUCUUUGCGUGCAUCUUUUUUUUCUUCUUCUUUUCUUUCGCCGUCACAGACAUUAGUGUGGUAACUGUAACUGUGGAGGGGCGCACAGGAGUGGGCUGCUGCCCACCAAGUCUGACUGUGUUUCGGAGGUGCUGAGAAGAACAUGUAAAAAUAUGUAAGCUUCGCCGCAGAUCCUUUCGGAUUCACAGCCAAAAUGCAGAAAGGGAUGAGGCUCAAUGAUGGCCAUAUCACCUAUCUGGCUCUUUUGGCGAAGAAGGAUGGGACGAGGCGAGGUUGCCUGAGUAAGAAAAGCUCCGACAACACAAAAUGGCAUUCAAAGUGGUUCGCUUUGUUGCAGAAUAUGCUGUUUUAUUUCGAAAACGACUCCAGCUCACGCCCAUCCGGACUGUACCUGUUGGAGGGAUGUGUUUGUGACAGGGCACCGUCCCCGAAACCACCUCUCUCAGCAAAGGAAUGCUUAGAGAAGCAGUAUUACUUCACUGUCACGUUCAGCCAUGACAACCAGAAGGCUCUGGAGCUGCGAACAGAGGAUGUCAAAGACUGUGAUGAGUGGGUGGCGGCCAUCACACAGGCCAGCUACAGGAACCUAGCUACAGAGCAUGAGACCCUCAUGCAGAAGUAUCUCCAUCUACUCCAAAUAGUGGAGACGGAGAAAACGGUUGCCAAGCAACUUCGACAACAGAUAGAGGAUGGGGAAAUCGAGAUAGAGCGGCUAAAAUCAGAGAUAGCUGGACUGCUCAAGGACAAUGAGAAGAUCCAGUCAAAUCCAGAGGUACCUCCCAGUGACGAUGAUACUGAGAUUAAGAAGAUCAAAAAGGUCCAGAGUUUCCUGCGUGGUUGGAUUUGCCGCAGGAAGUGGAAAACGAUCAUCCAAGACUACAUCCGUUCACCCCACGCUGAAAGCAUGAGGAAGAGGAACCAGGUGGUGUUUAGCAUGCUAGAGGCCGAGGCUGAAUACGUCCAGCAACUCCACAUCCUGGUCAACAACUUCCUGAGGCCUCUCCGCAUGGCCGCCAGCUCCAAGAAGCCGCCCAUCACUCACGAUGAUGUCAGCAGCAUCUUCCUUAACAGUGAGACCAUCAUGUUCCUCCAUCAGAUCUUCUACCAGGGCCUGAAGGCCAGGAUAGCCAGUUGGCCGACACUGGUGCUGGCUGACCUGUUUGACAUCUUGCUGCCCAUGCUGAACAUCUACCAGGAGUUUGUGAGGAAUCACCAGUACAGCCUGCAGAUCCUGGCCCACUGCAAACAGAACCGAGACUUCGACAAGCUGCUGAAGCAGUACGAGGCCAAACCUGACUGUGAGGAGAGGACACUCGAGACCUUCCUCACGUACCCCAUGUUUCAGAUCCCUCGCUACAUCCUGACAUUGCAUGAGUUGCUGGCUCAUACUCCUCAUGAGCAUGUGGAGAGAAACAGUUUGGACUACGCCAAGUCAAAACUGGAGGAACUUUCCAGAAUCAUGCAUGAUGAGGUGAGUGAGACGGAGAACAUCAGGAAGAACCUAGCUAUUGAGCGGAUGAUUGUGGAGGGUUGUGAAGUGCUGCUGGACACCAGUCAGACAUUUGUUAGGCAAGGUUCUCUGAUCCAAGUGCCAAUGAGUGAGAAGGGGAAGAUCACGAGAGGCCGACUGGGCUCGCUGUCUCUGAAGAAAGAAGGCGAAAGACAAUGUUUCCUCUUCUCGAAACAUCUCAUCAUCUGUACUCGCGGCUCUGGGGGAAAACUUCACAUCACUAAGAAUGGAGUAGUCUCUCUCAUAGACUGCACACUGAUGGAGGAGCCGGAGGGAACAGACGAUGAGUUAACAGUUGUGUUGGGGGUAGCAAAAGCCAAAGGGGAGCGGAGUGGCCAAGACACAGAGCACCUGGACUUUAAAGUGAUGGUGGAGCCCAAAGAAGGCCAGCCCUUCACCGUCAUCCUGGUGGCUUCAUCUCGACAGGAAAAGUCAGCGUGGACUAGCGACAUCAGCCAGUGCAUUGACAACAUCCGCUGCAAUGGUCUGAUGAUGAACGCCUUCGAGGAAAACAGUAAAGUCACUGUGCCACAGAUGAUUAAGUCAGACACCAGCUUGUACUGUGAUGAUGUCGACAUCCGCUUCAGCAAGAUGAUGAACUCCUGCAAGGUGCUGCAGAUCCGCUACGCCAGCGUGGAGCGUUUGUUGGAGAGGCUGACCGACCUGCGCUUCCUCUCCAUCGACUUCCUGAACACCUUCCUCCACUCCUACCGCGUCUUCACCAGCGCUGACGUUGUGCUGGACAAGCUCAUCACCAUCUACAAGAAGCCCAUCAGUGCCAUCCCUGCGCGUUCUUUGGAGCUUUUCUUUGCCAGCAGCCAGAACAACAAACUCCUCUACGGCGAGCCACCCACGUCGCCGCGUGCCAGCCGCAAGUUCUCCUCCCCUCCUCCUCUCUCCAUCACCAAGACGUCCUCGCCCAACCGCCGUCGCAAGCUUUCGCUCAACAUCCCCAUCAUCACAGGGGGCAAAGCCCUGGACCUUGCUGCACUCAGCUGUUCUCCCAAUGGCUAUGCAAGCAUGCACUCCACCAUGUCACCCUUCAGUAAGACGACACUCGACAUCAACAAGCUCUAUGUGUCCAGCACCAUGGCUAACAAAAUCCCAGACGAGGGAGAGGCCAAAGCCGAAGGCAAGGCUGAUGAGUCUGUCCUCAACAAGCAAGAUCUGUCUGUGAGAGAGGAAUGUGCUGAGGACCCAAGUCAGAGUGACGAAACGGAGGCAGAAAUGUCCCCUCCCAAGUCACCGUCAACACCUAAGAACGUCAAGUCAAAAAACUCUGAGUUUUCUCUGUUUUCCUUCAACAAUGGCAUGGUGGUGUCAUCUUGCCGAGAGCUGGACAAUAACCGCAGUGCCCUCUCUGCCGCCUCGGCCUUCGCCAUCGCCACCGCUGGUGCCAAUGAAGGCACGCCAACCAAGGAGAAAUACCGUCGUAUGUCACUCGCCAGCACAGGCUUUCCUACAGACCAGAGGAAUGGGGACAAAGAGUUUGUUAUCAGAAGAGCUGCCACAAACAGAGUCUUGAAUGUGCUGCGUCACUGGGUCUCCAAACAUGCGCAGGACUUUGAGCAGAACACAGAGCUGAAGAUGCGGGUAAUUGGCUUCCUGGAGGAGGUGAUGCAUGACCCAGAGCUCCUCACACAGGAAAGAAAGGCAGCUGCCAACAUUAUCAGAACUCUCACUCAGGAGGACCCCGGAGACAACCAGGUCACCCUGGAAGAGAUCACACAGAUGGCCUUGGAGGACUGUAAGACUGAGCCGUUUGACAGCCACUCUGCCCUGGAGAUAGCUGAGCAACUCACGCUGCUGGACCACCUGGUCUUCAAGGUCAUCCCAUACGAGGAGUUCUUUGGUCAAGGCUGGAUGAAGAACGAUAAAAACGAGAGAACUCCGUACAUUAUGAAAACAACCAAGCAUUUCAACGAUAUCAGCAACAGGAUCGCCACUGAGAUCUUGCAAUGGGACGAUGUUAACAUGCGAGUGGCAGUGAUCGAGAAAUGGGUGGCAGUGGCUGACAUCUGCCGCUGCCUCCACAACUACAACGCCAUGCUGGAGAUCACAUCCUCUCUCAACCGCAGCUCCAUCUUCCGCCUCAAGAAGACCUGGCUCAAAGUCUCCAAGCAGACAAAAACUGUGAUUGACAAGUUACAGAAGCUGGUGUCAUCAGAGGGACGAUUCAAAAACCUGAGAGAAGCUCUGAAGAACUGUGACCCUCCCUGCGUUCCCUACCUGGGAAUGUACCUGACUGACCUGGCCUUCAUCGAGGAAGGAACACCCAACUACACCGAGGACAACCUGGUCAACUUCUCUAAGAUGAGAAUGAUAUCUCACAUUAUCAGAGAGAUAAGACAAUUUCAGCAAACAGCUUACAAGAUUGAUUAUCAACCAAAGGUUGCAAAGUACUUGCUGGACAGCAGUAAAGCACUGGAUGAGGAGAGCCUGUAUGAAGCGUCUCUGAGAAUUGAGCCCAAAACUUCAUCAUGAACGUGAUCUCUCCCACCCUCAACCCUCAUACGGAGUAUACAGGAACAAUAUAUGAUAAUGUACAUAUACUAUUAUUUGUAUUAGACACAGUAGGCUGUGCCCUUCUAGUAUGUGCUCCCCAAUGGACUCGUGCAUAAUCGUUAUUAGAGACUGAGUAGAAGCCCAGAGAGGUUUUCUUUAUAUAUUUACAGAGUAUUUAUAUGUUACUUAUCGUCUUAAAUACCAUUUUAUGAUAGUUAUUUUCAAACACAGAAUAAACAGAUAAGAGGGUAUACAGAUAUGAUAUUUAAUAAUAUCCUAAUGGGAAUGUGCAGUAUAGAAAGGCUCUCAUUCAUGAGAGAUGGUGGUGACACAUGAUGAUUAACUCUCACUUUUCUGCUCAGAUGUCAAAAUCAAAGAGAGGACUGCACAGAACGGCGAUUGUCUUUAAACAAGUCCCCAUGCAAACAUUAUGCAGACACUUCUUCAGCCUGUUUGUCCUCAAGUGGCGAUCUUACAAGUUAAAAGUAAUAUGAAUAUCUACUAAUCCACUCACAAUGCUAACACUGUAAACUACUAAUUGCUGAAUGUAAAUAAAUUGAAUGGCUAUUGCAGGAAAAAACUCCAGAGCAUAAAUUGUAUCAAAAAUGAGAUUUGAUUUCAUGAAAAUGUUAAGUAUUCAAAUUGAAAUUUAGCGACAAAUCUUCCUUCUCAGCGAAGUAAAGGAAGUGAAAAGUGGAACUGCCGUGGUGGCUGAAGUUGAAUCGUGCUCUGAUGUUUUAUGUAGCCACUGAUUGAUUUGGAAUAGUUGGAGUAAAACUGACACCAUAGUACUUGCUGGCUUCUGAUUGAGCUAGGACAUGUGUUUCAGUUUGGAGAGAUGGGUUUUUAUGCUUUUGCUUAUUAUCACCUUACUCCCCUGGUGGGUAACAUGAUGUAUAUACAGUAUAAGCACCGGGCAGUGUAUGUAGCAGAUGUAACCAAUAUUGAGCCACUUCAGGAAGUUAAAUUCCCAGCUUCUACACAGACACUAAGAGCAUAGUUUUUAUGGUUAAUCCUCUUUGGCCAUUGCAUUAUGGUUUUGCCUUAAUCAUGAAAUGGAUUAAAUACCACAAAAGUGUGUAAACUAUUUUGUUCUACAAUUUGCCAAUGAAGCAGAAAUAUUUGCUGUGUACAAUAUUGUGUACAGGCGGUCUGAUGCAUUUCCUAACGUGCAAUGUGUUAAAAACAUAUCCCUUGAAAUGUGUUAUCCUUAUGAUCGUUCAACUCUGUAAUAACUUUUCUGUGUAUGAUACUUUAAAACAAAUGUUGAUAACAACUUAUAAGUGUAACACAUUCUGUAUCCUGUCUAUUCCAAUGUGUUAGCAGGAACUAUACAGUAGUAAUAUUGUGCUUAUUCUUGGAAUAUUUAUAGGUAUUUUUUACAGGCUUUGUAAAGAAAAACACCUAAAGCUUAAGUGGCAGGCAUGUACCACUUUCACGUGUUCAAAUCAAAUCUAUAUCUAGAACAGUAUGUGUACUGUAUUUAAACCCCGCCCUUGCACACAAAUCUUUACCCUCUAACAGGCACAUCAAAUGUUUGCAGUGAGCAAUACCCAGUGGUAUGAGAAUUAUAUUUCAGUCUAUUUCAACAGCUUGAGUAGUAUUUCCAGUUUUGUAUAAAAGUGUAUUCUUUCCUGAUUACCUCUUGUUAAUAAAUCUAUUCUUUCUCAGGGGGA
This is a messenger RNA of Micropterus salmoides (largemouth bass), 5878 nucleotides long. RefSeq names its product ras-specific guanine nucleotide-releasing factor 1-like. Gene Ontology annotation, biological process: positive regulation of GTPase activity; Ras protein signal transduction. Gene Ontology annotation, molecular function: protein binding; guanyl-nucleotide exchange factor activity. Bases 381 to 4181 code for a protein of 1266 amino acids. Lineage: Eukaryota; Metazoa; Chordata; Actinopteri; Centrarchiformes; Centrarchidae. Gene Ontology annotation, cellular component: plasma membrane. The transcript is spliced from 28 exons. The record is from RefSeq and is a predicted model, not a curated record.